This is a messenger RNA of Wallemia mellicola CBS 633.66, 472 nucleotides long. RefSeq names its product actin depolymerizing protein. NCBI's taxonomy places the organism in Eukaryota, Fungi, Basidiomycota, Wallemiomycetes, Wallemiales, Wallemiaceae. Gene Ontology annotation, biological process: actin filament severing; actin filament depolymerization; cell motility. The record is from RefSeq and is a predicted model, not a curated record. The transcript has 4 exons. The coding region runs from base 30 to 461 and encodes 143 amino acids. Gene Ontology annotation, molecular function: actin filament binding. Gene Ontology annotation, cellular component: actin cortical patch; actin cytoskeleton; cytoplasm.
GACGUAUACAGUCAAGACGAAUAAGAAAAAUGUCAUCAGGUGUCGCAGUAUCAGAUGAAUGUUUAACAGCAUUCCAAGAUCUCAAGUUAGGAAAGAAAUACAAGUACAUCAUUUUGAAGAUUGCAGAAGACGGCAGCGCCAUCGUCUUAGACAAGACAUCAGACAACCAGGAUUACGACGCUUUCCUUAAAGACCUCCCAGAGGCUGAGCCACGCUGGGCCGUCUACGAUUUCCAAUAUCAAAAGGGUGAAGACGGUGUACGUAACAAAAUCCUUUUCUACGCAUGGGCCCCAGACAACUCAAAAGUCAAGCAAAAGAUGAUGUACGCUUCUUCAAAGGACGCUCUUAGAGCUAAAUUGCAAGGUAUCGCUUUCGAUAUCCAAUGCACAGAUGAGUCUGAGCGUGCUUGUCAUGGACAAGGUUUCAAAGGGAGCUUAAAAACAAGGGAAUACCAGAGCUAGAGAGCUAGUUU